Messenger RNA from Tauraco erythrolophus (red-crested turaco), 2486 nucleotides. NCBI's taxonomy places the organism in Eukaryota, Metazoa, Chordata, Aves, Musophagiformes, Musophagidae. The record is from RefSeq and is a predicted model, not a curated record.
CAGAUUCUUCCGAGCAGUGCUCCCUUAGAAGGUGGGACAAAACUGACACUGUGUGGAUGGGACUUUGGAUUCAGCAAAAAUAAUAGAUUUGAAUUAAAAAAUACAGUAGUCCAUAUCGGAGGACAAAUUUGUGCUCUGGAAGCAAAAUCUAGCAACCAAAACAAGCUAGAAUGCACAGUUCCUGCUGCAAAAUAUCCAAGUUUUAAUAUAUCCAGUAGUGUUUCUGUUGGACAUGGCAAAACACUAUUCAAUACAUUUUCGUAUGUGAAUCCUGUAAUAACAAGUAUCUCUCCCACUUAUGGCCCCAAAUCUGGAGGAACGUUGCUAACUGUGGCUGGAAAAUAUCUAAACAGUGGAAAAUCCAGAAGGAUUUUUGUUGGUGAGAAACCAUGCACUUUGAAAAGCAUAUCAGGGAGCACUGUGGAGUGCUACACUCCGGCACAACGAAUUCCCCAGGAAUAUCGUGUGAGGGUGGCAAUCGACGAAGCCGUGCGAGACGCCAGCGGUCAUUUCACAUACAGAGAAGACCCCGUUGUUUUAAAAAUUCAUCCGGCCAAAUCUUUUCUUAGUGGUGGAAGUACAAUCACAGCUCAGGGAAUCAACUUGAACUCCGUGUGCUUUCCUCAGAUGGUGAUUACUGUACCUAAACUGGGAAUGAACUUCUCUGUGGCAUGUAGCCACCGCUCUAGCUCAGAGAUAAUCUGCUGUACAACUCCUUCAUUGAAAGCCUUCAAUCUCCAACCACCCUUUGUAACCAAAGUGUUCUUUAUUUUCGAUGGUGUCAGCUCUUUGUACUUCGAUUUCGAUUAUGUAAAUAAUCCUGUAUUUAAGCAUUUUGAAAAGCCAGUGUUGAUCUCAAGAGGCAACCAAAACAUCCUGGAAAUUAAGGGAAAUUAUAUUGAUUCAGAAGCUGUUAAAGGAGAGGUGCUAAAAGUUGGAAAUAAAAGCUGUGAAAACCUCCUCCUGCAGUCGGAAUCAAUUCUGUGUACAGUUCCCAGCGAUCUCCUGAAGUCCAACAGCGAGCUAAAUAUAGAGUGGAAGCAAGAAGUUUUGUCAACAGUUAUAGGAAAAGUGCUGAUCCGACAAGAUCAGAAUUUCACGGGACUAAUUGCUGGACUUGUUUCAACAUCAGUUUUAAUUUUUAUCUUUUUGGUGUUUUUCUUCUGGAGAAGGAAGAAGAAACAAAUUAAAGAUCUGGGAAGCGACCUAGUGCGCUAUGAUGGCAGAGUGCAUACCCCUCACCUGGACAGGCUGGUGAGUGCGAGGAGUGUAAGUCCAACGACAGAAAUGGUUUCAAGUGAAUCUGUAGACUACAGAUCAACUUUUCUAGACGAUCAGUUUCCAAGCAUGUCUCAGAAUGGAUCAUGCAGACCUGCCCAAUAUCCUCACUCCGACCUCUCCCCGAUUCUGUCUAGUGGAGACUCAGAUUUAGCGAGUCCACUUCUCCAAACUAAUGUCCACAUUGACAUCAGUGCCUUAAAUCCUGACCUGGUCAAAGAAGUGCAGCAUGUGGUUAUUGGUGCUGACAGCCUGAUUGUGCACUUCAGCGAAGUAAUAGGAAGAGGACAUUUUGGGUGCGUGUACCAUGGGACAUUGCUGGAUAACGAUGGCAGGAAAAUUCAUUGUGCUGUGAAGUCACUGAAUAGGAUUACAGACCUGGAAGAAGUAGCUCAGUUUCUGAAAGAAGGAAUAAUCAUGAAAGAUUUCACUCAUCCCAAUGUUCUGUCGCUCCUGGGAAUCUGUUUGCCCAAUGAAGGCUCCCCCUUAGUUGUUCUUCCAUACAUGAAACACGGAGAUCUUCGAAACUUCAUUAGAAAUGAGACUCAUAACCCAACAGUAAAAGAUUUAAUUGGAUUUGGCCUUCAGGUCGCAAAAGGGAUGAAAUACCUUGCAAGCAAAAAGUUUGUCCAUAGAGACUUGGCAGCAAGAAACUGUAUGUUGGAUGAAAAAUUCACUGUCAAGGUUGCUGAUUUUGGUCUUGCUAGAGAUGUCUAUGAUAAAGAAUACUACAGCGUGCACAAUAAAACAGGAGCUAAACUGCCAGUGAAAUGGAUGGCUUUAGAAAGUUUACAAACUCAGAAGUUCACAACAAAGUCGGACGUGUGGUCCUUUGGGGUGUUGUUAUGGGAACUUAUGACAAGAGGGGCACCACCUUAUCCUGAUGUAAAUUCUUUCGAUAUAACUGUUUACUUAUUACAAGGAAGAAGGCUGCUACAACCUGAAUACUGCCCCGACCCACUGUAUGAAGUCAUGCUGAAGUGCUGGCAUCCAAAACCAGAGAUGCGUCCAGCAUUUUCCGAACUUGUUUCAAAAAUAUCAACAAUCUUCUCCACUUUUAUUGGGGAACACUACGUUCAUGUCAAUGCUACGUAUGUCAACGUGAAGUGCAUUGCUCCCUAUCCUUCUCUUUUAUCAUCACAAGACAACACAGACAUGGAUGUUGACACAUGACGGGUAUGUCUGAAAUAGAGGAAAAUCCAUUCUUA